UACCCCUCCACUCCACUCCACAUCCAAAAUGGCCGCCGUGACGUUCGAAGAGGAGGUCUCCAGGCUGGCUGCGCGCAUGGCGGCCAGCUCGCCGGCGAGGGUGAGGGUUGCCGUGGUGGCAGUGGCACGCAGCAGCGCCGCCCGCGCCGCCGCGGAUGCCCUGAUCUAUCUCUUCGUGGGCGCGACCUGCGUGCUCUUCCCGGCGACUUUCUUCCGCAUCAUCGCAUUCCGGGCCUCGGUCCUUGUAUCUGAGAUCAAGUUUUAUUCUGGCAUGCUCUCCCUGCUACUCAUGGCGCCGGCUAUAGUACUUUUCUUCCUGCGCGCCGCCGGCAGCGGCGGCGAGGUCAAGGCUGAUGUAGUGGAGGAUCGCUUCCGUCGGUGGACGCUACGCCGGACGUCCGCAGCGAUUUGGAAGGUCUUAUAGGUAGCCUCUGUACAUUGUAUUAUACCCCUUGGGUACCUUCUAUAUAAUGAGAUAGUCACACCCCGGUUUAGGGUGUCGAGCAGUUCCCAACA
Molecule: messenger RNA, 516 nt
Organism: Aegilops tauschii subsp. strangulata
Lineage: Eukaryota; Viridiplantae; Streptophyta; Magnoliopsida; Poales; Poaceae
Source: RefSeq, a predicted model, not a curated record